This is a messenger RNA of Papaver somniferum (opium poppy), 1144 nucleotides long. RefSeq names its product protein MODIFIER OF SNC1 11-like. The record is from RefSeq and is a predicted model, not a curated record. Lineage: Eukaryota; Viridiplantae; Streptophyta; Magnoliopsida; Ranunculales; Papaveraceae. Gene Ontology annotation, biological process: poly(A)+ mRNA export from nucleus. The coding region runs from base 269 to 796 and encodes 175 amino acids. The transcript is spliced from 5 exons. Gene Ontology annotation, cellular component: nucleus.
GUUAUCGAAUUCCACCGGAGGUCACCAGGCGUUGGUACCCUUGUGGUAGCCUUGAUCAGCUGGAGCGAGUGUCCGAGCGUUUUCUAGGAGGUUGGCUGGGCUGAAAUCGGAAAGUGAUCCGGAUUCCGGAUUCUAUUUCGUGGUACAAAGAUACCGCGUACAAACAUUCCCCAACAACAACUGAGCUCUUCUUUACUCCCCCUGAAUUUGUCUCCCUUUUUCUUUCUCUCAUCAAAUCUCUGUCUCUGAUUUCUUCUAUUUAUCUUUAAUGGCGACUGGUACUCAAAAAUCAAAUGAAACAGAGUCAAAAACCGGAAAAGUCCAUAAGGAAACCCUAGAAACACCCUCCUCAGACCCAACACUGAAGCAAAACGACUCUCAAGGAACUACAGCUUCAAUAAUUUCUCCAGACACCAUUCUUCAGAAGAAAAUUAGUCGUGCUGAGCGUUUUGGUAUGCCUGUUCAGCUCUCUGAAGAAGAAAAACGCAGUACCCGAGCCAAAAGGUUUGGCAGUCAGACCUCGUCAAAGGGAUCAGAGGAGCUAAAGCAAGCAGAAGAGCUCAAGAAAAAGGCCAGGGCGGAGAGGUUUGGGAUUUCGGUACAAUCGGCAUCUGAUGAUGAAGUAAAGAAGAAAGCUCGGCUAGCCAGAUUUGGACAAACUCCCAAGAUCGAUGCAGUAGAAGAAGAUAAAAAGAAGGCCAGAGCAGCGAGAUUUUCAGAAAGUACAACAGUUACCCCUGGCAAAGCCAAAACAGAGGAGGUGGUUAUUGCGGCUAAGGCUACUGGAGGGGUUUGAAACACCGGAUGCUUCUUGGAACAGUAACUUUGAUUCAAAUUUCUGAUUUCUCAGUUCUCAUUGUUAAUGCUAAGUUCUAACUCAGCGUAAGUCCUGUUGAGAGUUCUGCUCAACUCCUGUUGCAUUCUGUCAGAAUUUGUGUUAUAACCACUCAGGAGGUUCCAUAAUGUUAAGUUUUGAGCAUAUGGAAUCCUAGGCUGUAGUGAUGUCACUGUUGCUGUAUUUGUCAUUUUGAGAGGUUGAAAAACAAAAACGUGAUUCUGAGAAUUUCAGUAAUUUGCUUUCUUUUUUUACUCUCUAGGAAUCUUAUGCUAUUCUUCAAUGCUAAAUUCUUAUUGUUCCUGUGGA